GCGGGGCCACUGCCAGCACACACGAGUUGUCAAACAGGUUUGUGGUAAACGCUCGUUUCACACGCGUUUAUGCGGGAGCACAGCCUCCUGUUUCCGCUUGUCUUCAACACAGACCCCCGACAGCAGGGAAUCAGGAGCUCUACUCUUACCGCUCAGGAAGUCCAAACGUCACGGAGCUAAAGUUUUAUGAGAGGUGCUGAGGUUACAUCUCUCAAACAUGGCAGGAAGAUGAUCAUUCAACAUGCUGACAAAGGCUCAAAGUGAAAAACAGGAAACAUCCUUUUAAAAGAUGCCAGUCGAGGCCCUUCAACAUCCAUCUAGGCAACCAGCAAAGGCUGUUGUAGGAGUUUCUCCUCCACGUCUGCGAACGAAGGGUCCGGUGGGACCAGACUUCUACAGAAGAACGACAGCUAGCACCCCGAAGAAGAGUGCUGUGGAGAGACUAGAGGCAGACAAGGCCAAAUAUGUCAAGAGUCAGGUGGCUCUGUCCAAACAGCAGCCUGUCCAAGCUCCUGAGAUGAAGAAGCCUCUGUUAAACCCCAGCACUCCCCUUCGUCCCACCAGAAAGACCCUAACCCAAGCAAAUGCAAAACAGGAGGGGGUCCAGCUCGACUUGGAGCACCUCAGCAGCCUCAUUAGCGACCUGCCUUAUGGACCCCAGGCUGGUGCGGCUGCAGACUGCGGGUACGGUAAAGCUCUUGAUAGGGGUGUCGAUGCACAAAGCUGCCCCAGCAAAGCUCCAACACGCACACAGCAGGUAAAGGAGAGGCCAUGCCCACCACCACGUCCUGACUGGUCCAGUCCAGCUAAAGUGAGAUUAAAAGCGUCCGGACCUGCCAAAGUAGACAGUUCCGGUUCUCUUGGGGCUCCGGUUGCAGGAACGGUACGCAGAGUGGACGUCAUGCCUCAGACGGGCCCGGUGAAGGCCACCUGCAGACCACCUCAGUAUCGGCGUCAGCCCCUUCAGCCUGUACCUUUACAUUCCCAGUUUCCUCUGCGUCCAGUUGAUUCCCGCCAACCUCUCUUCAUCCAAAAAAUGACCCCAGGCUUUUCUCCUCUAAAACCACCGGUUGCCCCAAAACCUAAGAAAUGUCCCUGCCCUCCAACUGAACCCUUAGCCCCUGCUUCACCUGCCUUCCCUCCUCCUCCUCCUUCUCCGGCUAUCACCCGGUUGUCUUCCUCCAGCUCCAGAAAGCGGCCCUCUCUGACUCGAUCCAAGUCGGACAUGAGCGACCGGUACUCCCGGGCCGGCACGGAUCUGGAGCGCUUCUUUAACCUGUGUGGCCUGGAGCCGGCAGACCUGCAGGAGCUGCCAGCUUCCAGCUCGGACAUCGUGUCCCUCGCUCGGUUUCGGAGUGUCAGCGCUCCGGGGUCCGAGUGUGUAGGCUCAAACAGAGGCAGCGCAGAAGAGGAAGAGGAAGAGGCUGGGAAGGCUGCAGAUAGAGUUCCUUACGGUGUUUCUGUCAUUGAGAGGAAUGCUAGAGUGAUCAAAUGGCUGUACGGACUACGGCAGGCCAAGGAGAACACAAUUAAGAGCACCAACUUGUAGCACAGCUUUUCUUAGCUUUAAUACUAAGCUGAGUUUUUCUCUUCUAACUUAAACAUGGAUAAUUCCUGGACUGUUUGGAUCUAAAUGUUAUAUUGGCUUAACAGUGAUAAGGGUAAAAAUGCAGAAUUAUGUCUGUUUGUGAGCAUAAAGUUUCCCUUGUUGUGUGGAAUCAGUAAGUUGGUGUGGACAUUUUCUGUUUGAGUCUGUUAAAGUCAAUCAGAUGGAUUUAUAGUCGGUUACAUGCAUUCCAAGUAGAUCCUUGUUAUAAAACGAUAAAGUCAA
Messenger RNA from Girardinichthys multiradiatus, 1831 nucleotides. RefSeq names its product family with sequence similarity 110 member A (gene fam110a). The record is from RefSeq and is a predicted model, not a curated record. NCBI's taxonomy places the organism in Eukaryota, Metazoa, Chordata, Actinopteri, Cyprinodontiformes, Goodeidae. The transcript is spliced from 2 exons. The coding region runs from base 290 to 1549 and encodes 419 amino acids.